AUGGCUGCUAAGACCAAGACCGAUAUCCACCUGUACACCAUGGGCACGCCCAACGGUAUCAAGGUCUCCAUUCUGCUGGAGGAGCUUGGCCUGGACUACAAGACCACCGCCAUUGACAUUUCCAAGAACACCCAGAAGGAGCCCUGGUUCCUCGAGAUCAACCCCAAUGGCCGCAUCCCCGCGUUGACCGACACCUUUGAGGAUGGCAAGUCCAUCCGUCUGUUUGAGAGCGGAAGCAUCAUGCAGUACCUCGUCGACCGCUACGACAAGGACCACAAGGUCUCCUACCCGUACGGAUCUCGCGAGUACUGGGAGGUGAACAACUGGCUGCACUGGCAGAUGGGUGGUCUCGGACCCAUGCAGGGACAGGCCAACCACUUCAAGCGCUACGCUCCCGAGAAGAUCCAGUACGGCAUCGACCGCUACACCAACGAGACCCGCCGCCUGUACCGCACCAUGGACACCCAGCUCAAGGCGAACCCCCACGGCUACCUCGUAGGCGACCGGGUGACCAUCGCCGACAUGGCGUGCUGGGGCUGGGUCGCGGCUGCCAAGUGGGCUGGCAUCGACCUCGAGGAGUUCCCCGCGCUGAAGGCGUGGCUGUGGAAGCUCGUCGAGCGUCCCGGUUUCGAGGCGGGACGUCACGUUCCCUCGCCUCACAAGGCGCUGGAGCACUACAGCAAGACGGACGAGGAGCUCGAUGAGCAGGCCAAGGGUGCCAGCGCGUGGAUCCUGAAGGGCAUGCAGGAGGAUGCCGCCAAGAAAUAG
Messenger RNA from Colletotrichum chrysophilum, 768 nucleotides. RefSeq lists its product as uncharacterized. The transcript has 3 exons. The record is from RefSeq and is a predicted model, not a curated record. The coding region runs from base 1 to 768 and encodes 255 amino acids. NCBI's taxonomy places the organism in Eukaryota, Fungi, Ascomycota, Sordariomycetes, Glomerellales, Glomerellaceae.